CCCUUCCCUGUGAGGAUGGAGGAUGAAAAGGAGGCAAUGCCUAGCAGUCUUCACUGCCACCCAAUAUGGGCACUGCCCUACUUCAGCCCCAGUUGCCAGGAAACUACUGGGUUCCUCGCUAACCUGGAUUUCUCUAUUGAUGGGCAGCCUUUGUCUUCCUGCCUCGGGUGCGGCCACUGCUGAGGGGGGCCCAUGUCCAGCUGUUUCCCGACAACCCUAGACUCUGGAGGUUGCAGGGAGGGCCACAGGCCAUAGAGCCACGGACUGGGAAACGGAAGUGCCUGCCUCCCAACCCCUGCUCCAGGCUGGCUACCCGCUAGAGCCUGAGGAUGAAGCUGAGCCUGCCGCACUGGCCCCUGACCUGCUUCCUUGUGCUGCUGCCCUGGCCUCUGGCCACUCCAACAUCAACAACCCCUUGGCAGUGCCCACCUGGGGAGGAGCCCAACCUGGACCCAGGGCAGAGCACGUUAUGCAGGUCCUGUCCCCCGGGCACCUUCUCAGCCUCCUGGGGCUCUAGCCCAUGUCAGCCCCACUCCUGCUGCAGCCCUCGAGGGAGGCUGGAGGUCCAGGCGGGCACCGCAACUCGAGACACACUAUGUGGAAACUGCCAGCCUGGGUGGUUUGCCCCUUCAGAGGCCCCCCAUGUUCCCUGUCAGCCAUGCUCCCGGACACCUCUGGGUACUCGUGGCUGUUAUGAGUGGAGGCGGCGGGCCCGACGUGGUGUGGAGGUGGCAGCAGCAGCCAGCAGUGCAGGGGAGACGCGGCAGCCUGGAAACAGCACGCGGCCAGGCAGCCCCGAGGAGACGGCUGCCCAGUAUGCGGUUAUUGCCAUUGUGCCUGUCUUCUGCCUCAUGGGGUUGCUGGGCAUCCUGGUGUGUAACCUGCUCAAGCGGAAGGGCUACCACUGCACGGCCCACAAGGAAGUCGGGCCUGGCCCUGGAGGUGGAGGCAGCGGAAUCAACCCUGCCUACCGGGCUGAGGACGCCAACGAGGAUACCAUCGGGGUCCUUGUGCGCCUGAUCACAGAGAAGAAAGAGAACGCAGCGGCCCUGGAGGAGCUGCUGAAGGAGUAUCACAGCAAACAGCUGGUGCAGACCAGCCACAGGCCUCUUCCCAGGCUGCCACCAGGCGCACACAACCUGCCACACAUCUGCCCACAUCGCCACCACCUUCACACCGUGCAGGGCCUGGCCUCACUCUCUGGCCCCUGCUGUUCCCGCUGCAGCCAGAAGAAGUGGCCCGAGGUGCUGCUGUCCCCUGAGGCGCUGCUGUCCCCUGAGGCCGCAGCUGCCACCACUCCCACUCCCAGACUCCUGCCCAACCCAGCCAGGGCUCCCAAGGCUGGAGCCAAGGCAGGACGCCAGGGCGAGAUCACCAUCUUGUCUGUGGGCAGGUUCCGUGUAGCCCGAAUUCCUGAGCAGCGGACGAGUUCAGUAGCCUCCGAGGUGAAGACCAUCACGGAGGCCAGGCCCUUGGUGGGUGAUCUCCCUGACUGUCCACAACCUGGCCUCCCCAGUGAGCAGCGGGCACUGCUGGGAAAUGGUGGAAGCCAUACUAAGUGGCUGAAGCCCCCAGCAGAGAACAAGGCCGAGGAGAACCGCUAUGUGGUCCGGCUAAGUGAGAGCAACCUGGUCAUCUGAGAGGCUAUCUCGUCUGAGGAUACUGCAGCCCUGACCUGGGAGGUUCCAAAGGCUUCCUGGAGGAGAUGGAGCUGCAGCUAGGCCUGUUGGAUCAAGAAGCAAUGGCCCAGCAGACAAAACCACCAAGGCCGAGGCCUGAAGGUGGGAGUGUCCACCCCAGUAAGGAGGCAGGCCGGCCAGCGGGUGCUGUGUGCAGGAGCAGGUUGAGAACCCCUGCCCCGUCCCUGCCACCCAUUUCCUUCCCUGAAGGAUGUCCUUGACCCUGUGCCCUGCCCUGACCAGAUCCUUAGGGCCCACAGGGUCCUCUGUACCACCAGGUGGCUAGGCCCUCUACCUGGCACCUCUGGCCCCAACACCCUGGUAAUUAGCCACUCUUUGCCUCUGUAGAGGGUACCCCCAGCUCUUCUUCCAACAAGUCCCAUAAAGGGAGGGGUCAACAAAACGUGAGCUGGGAACUGAGUUCCUGGGUUCUAAUCCUGGGCAAGUCCCUGGCCAUUACCGGGUCACAAUUUUUCUGACUGUGAAGUAGAGUGAUGUCAGUGCCCAGGGCCUUCCUGCAUCUUGCAGGCUCUGGGCUGGGUUGUGUGGGUGGAGGGUUUGACUACUUGCCACUGCUCCCAUUAGUAGCUUUAUCUGGCCCCAUUUUUGCUGCUUCUGGGCCUCCACCUUCAAAGCUCCCAUGGGGCUGCCAUCCAUGGCUUUGCCUACAGAAGGGGUUUAAUGCAUGUGCCUGCCCCGGACCCUGCUAUCUUUAUUGAAAUUGAAAAAGACAGACUGACCUGGCCAGGCAGGGUGGUAUAGAGCCCCAGCCUGCCCAGCCCACCUCAAGGUCUCAGGAGCUUCAGGGGAAAGGGGUGUGUGACAGGGCUGUAGAGGCUCCUCUGGCCUCAGUUUCUAUGUCCCUGUAGUGUUGGUGUGUCUGUCCCCUGGCCUGGGCAGUGCGGGCGAUUGCCCAGCCCCAGGCUCCACUCUGGCUCAGACAUCUCGUUAUUUAUUUGGGGUCGUGCAGGCACAGGCCCAACUGCCAUUCCCAUUUCUCUUAUUUAUUGAAACUUCACUGUUGUCCCAUCCUUAUGUCUCCAUUUGUUGAAUAAUAAAAGGUGGGAAAGUA
This is a messenger RNA of Vicugna pacos (alpaca), 2751 nucleotides long. NCBI's taxonomy places the organism in Eukaryota, Metazoa, Chordata, Mammalia, Artiodactyla, Camelidae. The record is from RefSeq and is a predicted model, not a curated record.